UGUAAGGUUUGAAAAAUAAUCAAACUAAUAAUAAAAUAAUAAUCAAUCCACUGUCAAGCAGAGCUGAGACUGUGAGGUCUUUAGUGCUCUCUGAGCUUAGUGGUUUUCUCGCAGACGUUUCAUGACCCAGCUAGGCAACACCAUCAGUGCUGGGAUGGAGUGAUAUGAUAGGCUUGCAGAUCUGAUACAUGAUAUAUGCAGAAUAUCCUUCCCUUUUGUGUUUUUGACAUCCUGGGGAAUAGUUUCCUUGUGUUGGUGCAAGGUGGAAUCUUGAGCUGUUUUGUUAAUCAUUACAGAAUAUCACACCUAUCCAGUAAAAUACUAAAUCUUAUCUCCUUUUGGGGUUUCGUUGGCUGGGAUCCGGACAGACUCUGUUCUACGUGACCUUUGUUGAUGAGCCUGGCAUCCUGAUGAUUGACAAGUUGUCCGAGACCAGUUUGCAGAACAUCAAGGGCAGGAUGAUUGACAAGUCCCAAGGCGAUUUCAUGCCGUCUUCCCAACUUCCAUAUCGGGAUCGGACCACGUCCCCGCAAAACCCAGAAGAGCUGCAGCUCCUCCAGAACCGAAGGGAGGGUCCUUGCUUCCGCGAACGUCCUUCUUGGUGCUGCUGUGGGAAGUGCCGUCCGGCAGACCCUUUCUGCGAACGUCUCUGCUGCCGAAAAACCGACGGAGCCUGCAUCGCCGAUUCACCUUUCUUUCAGCAGCUCGUCCUCUCCCGAUCCGUGCUGGAGUUUGUUCUGCUCUACAAAGAUCCCUUCUUGGAUUUGCAAGGUUCCGGGGCCGCCAACAAGCCCUUCCGGCACUGCGCUUACGAGCGGUAUAUUCACUGGCGCUUUGGCGAGGGCGACCUGAGCUCCCGGGCUGUGAUCCCCAAUUGCUGCAGGUGGAGAAUCAGAGAUGCCUUUCCGAGCGAGAAUGGGGAGUACAGCGGUUUUGGGAAGAGGAAGUAACCGUCGGUUGCACCUCUGCGUCACAGCCUUAAGGGUGGAUACCCCGCAGGCACCAAUUCAUUCUUUUUUCUCCUUCUGCUUUUCGGAAUCUUGCCAUUUGUGGUUCUGCCCUCAUCUUGGCUCUUGAACUAGAGGAUGUUAAGACCACUGCAGAAGUCACCAACCUUUCGGAGCUCAGGAAUUGGAAUUUAUUGCAUUUAUAUGCCGCCCUU
Thamnophis sirtalis is the source of this 1162-nucleotide messenger RNA. The record is from RefSeq and is a predicted model, not a curated record. Lineage: Eukaryota; Metazoa; Chordata; Lepidosauria; Squamata; Natricidae.